AUAUUAUUUUGUCAAAGAUAGUGAUUCAGUAAUUUAGCAAAGUCAAGAGAAUAAAGACGUAGAAAACAAAACAUGAAGAUUAUAUUCAUAGCCGUUUGUGGCUUGCUAUUUUUGGGGGCUGAUGCAUCAUCAUACUUAACAUCCGAUUCGGCUUUUCAAUUGAAACCAGAAUGUGCUAAGGGUCCCGUACAUUGGUGCCAAAAUCUGGUAACCGCAAAAUCGUGUGGCGCGGUGACACAUUGCAUUCAAACCGUUUGGGAAAAGCAAAAAUAUCCAGAAGAUCAUGAUUCGAUUUGUCAAAUUUGCUUGGAUAUGGUGAAACAGGCACGCGACCAAUUGCGCAGCAAUGAAACUCAACAAGAUCUAAAAGCGGUAUUUGAGGGCACUUGUGAAUUCAUUCGAAUUAAAAAAAUUCGACAAGAAUGCGACAAAUUGGCUGAUGAUAUGGUUCCCGAAUUGGUCGAAGCAUUGAGCUCACAAAUGAAUCCACAAGUUGUGUGUUCGGUGUCGGGUCUAUGCAAUAGUGCUGCGAUCGAUAAAGAGCUUGCCAAACAUGCAAAUGAAUUGGUUGUAAAUAAAAAAUCGUCGGGUCUCACAUGCAAUCAAUGCAAUAAAAUUUCAAGUAUUAUUUCAACAAAAUUCGCCAAUACGAAUCGCGAUCAAGUGUUGGAAAACAUGUUAUCGGUAUGUGGUCAAAUGUCGUCGCUAAGUGAUGGAUGUUCGGCUAUUGUUUUAUCGUAUUUCAAUGAAGUCUACGAUCAUCUUAAAGACAAUUUGAAUACAGAAAAUAUUUGUCAUAUGGCUGGCGUUUGUGUUGCACAAUUUCAUCAACACGAAGAGGAUGAUAUUGAGGUGAUUGAAGAUUCACGAAUUGGAUUCAUUGAUCAUGUAAGCGAUGACGUUCCAUGCGAUCUCUGCAAACAACUCAUUGUGCAUUUGAGAGAUUUACUGGUUGCCAAUACUACGGAAGCCGAAUUUAAGAAUGUACUUGAAGGCAUUUGUAAACAAACGAAAUCAUUCAAGUCAGAAUGUUUGAGUUUGGCCGAUCAAUACUAUGAUUUGAUUUAUGCUAAAUUGACAAAAGAAUUGGAUCCGGAUGGUGCCUGUUUCAUGAUUGGCAUCUGUCCAAAGGGUAAAUUGACACAAGAGCCACAGCAUUCGUAUGAAGUCAUGCCAUUAAUACCAAAUGAUCAAUUACUUGUGAAGAAGAAAAUUUUGGGCGAAAAUGAACCGGUACUAUCAGCACAAGAGAUUCAAAGUUUCCAAUUGCCGAAAGAUGUUUUACUAUUGAACGCUGAACAAUUGGAAGGGCAUGUCGUUCAAAAGAAGAACAAUCAAUUCUGUACAGCUUGCGAAUAUUUCUUGCAUUUCGUUCAGGACGCAUUAGCAUCACCGGUUAACGAAGAAAAUAUUAAACAAUCGGUCAUGAAUAUGUGUCACAAAGUGAAAUCAAACCUCCAAUCCGAAUGUGAACAAUUUGUUAAUAUGUAUGCCGAUGCAAUUAUUUCUUUAUUGAUUCAAGAGAUUGAUCCAUCCAUCGUGUGUCCACGAUUACUCACAUGCGCACAAACCACAUUAACGGCCAAUGAAAAAUGUCCACUUUGUCUAUUCUUGAUUCAAGAUAUCGAAGAACAAUUGCAGCAUAAUAAAUCAAAACAAAAUAUCGAGGAUAAAUUACACGCCUUAUGCAAUCGGCUAUCCGAUAAUUUGAAAACCGAAUGUGACGAUUUUAUAAACACUUAUACCGCUGAACUUGUCGAUAAAUUGGCCAACGAUUUUACACCACAACAAAUUUGCUUGUAUCUGAAAUGUUGUUCACAAAGAGAAGAAAUUCUUAUCGAAAAUAUUGGAGAUAGGGCUAGCUACAAUGAUUAUUUCUCGAAUACAGUUUAUCAAAUUGAACCAGAACAAGUGUCCGCACCCGAAUGUCUUUUAUGCGAAGAACUAGUGAAAUCGGUGGAGAAGAAAAUCGCAAAACAAAAAUCACGGGACCACAUUAAAAAAGUUCUCGAACAGGCAUGCACAACUUUGCCCAAAACCAAAUUAAAGAACAAAUGUUUGGCAGCAAUUGAGAAGGACAGUGAUUUCAUAAUCGAUUUGUUCCUUAAAGAAGUGACACCAAAAGAAGUGUGCUUGGCAAUGGGAUUCUGUAUUGUACACUAUGACAAUAGCUACGACAUUGUUCAAUUGGUUCCAUUGGUCGAUGAGAAACCAAAACCAAAACCAAAACCAAACAAAUACGUAUGCCGUGUCUGCCAACUUAUCGUUAAAGAGGUCGAAGAGCGGCUAAACAAUAAAACCGCACAACACGAUAUUGAAAAUUGUGUGAAACAUGUGUGCGAUGCACUCCCAAGUGCCGUUCAACCAGACUGCAAAAAGCUUAUCGAUGCAUACGCUGACGAAAUCAUAAAACAUUUUCCAAGCGAAUCACCCGAAAAACUUUGCUCAAAGGCCUGCUUUUGCGAAGCUAAUGAAAGCGACGAAGAUUCAUCAGAAAAUAUUGACGAUGAAUUCUCUUCACCCGAAUGUGUAUUGUGCGAGCAAUUGGUUAAAGAAGUCGAAAAGAAAGUGAAAAACGAUAAAUCACGGGAACAUAUCAAAGAGGUGUUAGAACAAGCAUGUUCAUCAUUCCACAAGAAAGAAUUGAAGGAAAAAUGCAUUGAAGUCGUGGACAAGAAUGCCGAUUACAUUGUGAAUGCAAUAAUGAAAGAAGUAACACCAAAAGAAAUCUGCCAUGGCCUUGCAUUCUGUGAAACGAAGACAACAAACAUUGAUGCUAAAAUUGAAAAAGUCUCCGAUCAAUUAAUGGAAAAAUACUCUGAAACGCCACAAUGUGUUUUGUGUCAAUUAAUUGCAACAAAACUUGAAGCCGAUUUGAAGAACAAAAAAACUGAAGAGGAGAUUGAAAAUGCAGUGCGUCGGGCUUGUCAUGCAUUGCCAAACAAAUAUGCGGUCAAAUGCAAUAAAUUCAUUCAAGAUUAUGCCGAUCUAAUAAUAAGCAUGGUAUCGACAGUUCCACCAAAAGAACUGUGCGGAGAGCUAAAUCUUUGCCUAAGCCAUUUGAACAAGGACACAAGCCAACGUGAUGUUUUGGAGUGUGGCAUUUGUAAUACAGCCGUCGAUGGAUUGGCCAUUGUUCUAGAGAAAAAUGGACCAAAAGAGAAGAAAAUUGUUACGGAAACAACAUGCCAUUUGUUGCCGGCCAAGUAUUAUCAACAGUGCAAUGACUUCAUGAAUAUCUAUGGCAUAAGCGUUAGCACAUUAAUCAAGAAAUCGGUAAAACGUUCGGAGAUUUGUGUGAAAAUUGGAAAAUGCUUCCAAAAUGGUGACAACAGUAUGUUUGUUGAAAUCAAUGGAGGUACAUCUAAUUCUGACGUAUCUGACGAAUCAGAUGAUGCAGAUGAAUCGAUUGAAUCUCAUGAAUUGUACAAAAGAAAUGUAGUUACAGCAUCUAUUGAUAAUGAAAUUCAGAUUGAAUGGCUCGAUGAUGAGGGUAGAGAUGCUGAAUAUGGCGAUUUUUUCGAAGGCGAUUUGAUAUUAACAGAUGAUCAAAAAGCUGCGAUAAUGGGAGAGAGAAAUGCUGUAAUCAACGAAGAUUUCCGAUGGCCAAGUGCUAUAAUUCCAUACGAAUUAUCUAACAAUUAUUCGGCCGAACAUAAGGCAGUCAUUUUCAAUGCCAUGAAACAAAUUGCAAAUGUUUCUUGUGUCAAAUUCCGGCAACGAACAAAUGAAACCGAUUACGUACAAUUUGAAGCAAGCAAAAAUGGGUGCAGCUCAAAUGUUGGUCGAAUUGGCGGAAAACAGGUCAUCAAUUUGCAAAUAUCGGAACCAGGAAUCGGUUGCUUUAAAGAGGGAUCGAUAAUUCAUCAAAUCUUGCAUGCACUUGGAUUUUACCAUAUGCAGAGCACGUUCGAUCGUGAUAACUAUAUCAGAAUAAAUGUGGAUAACAUAAAAAAAAACAGAACACAAAACUUUAAAAAGUAUGCUUCCUCGCAUGUCACCAAUUUCAAUACAUCUUACGAUUUUGGAAGCAUAAUGCAUUACCACUGUAAAGCAUUUGCUAUAAAUCGCAACAUCCCAACAAUAGUCCCACUUGAUGGAAACGAAGAUUCGAUGUUCAAAAUGGGACAACGAGAAGGCUUGAGCAAAAAAGAUAUUUUGAAGCUGAACGCCAUGUACCGAUGCAAGUCAUCUAUAAACAAUUCUGUGACGACGCUACAUAGUGAUAUUCACAUGAUUUUUAUUGCUGUUCUCACAACUUUCAUGUUGAAACAUGUUGAUUUUGAUUGGGAAAUAUUGACAUUCAACUGAACGAACAAGAAAAAAAAAGUUGAUGCCUUUAAUAAAAAGAAAAAAAAUGAGCAAAUAAUUUUUACCAUGAUAAAUUACCAAUUGAGAUAAAAUUGAUGAAUUAAAGAAACUUAUUAAAUUUUUGUCUUCGACAAUGAUGCCAUCAGAGGGAAAAAUUUAUAUCUGUAAAAAAAUAAUUUAAAUAAAAACUAAAAUGUAUAAAUUUGUUUU
This is a messenger RNA of Contarinia nasturtii (swede midge), 4521 nucleotides long. RefSeq lists its product as uncharacterized. Lineage: Eukaryota; Metazoa; Arthropoda; Insecta; Diptera; Cecidomyiidae. Gene Ontology annotation, biological process: lipid metabolic process; proteolysis. The coding region runs from base 73 to 4311 and encodes 1412 amino acids. The transcript has 13 exons. Gene Ontology annotation, molecular function: metalloendopeptidase activity; zinc ion binding. The record is from RefSeq and is a predicted model, not a curated record.